AAGCAUGAGGAAAGCUGCGUCCUUGUUAUUAUUUGCUGGAUGCCUUGUUUCCCUUGCAACUCCCCACGAGCCCUUCAUUUCCCAACUGAAAUUUCAAUUCUCUCUCCAAAUCAUACAAUUCUCUGCAAUUCCCAUGUUCAAUCAAUCUUCCAAGCCUCUAAAUCCUACAACCGCUACUCCUCAACUCGCAUUGCUUGCUUUCUUUGCCGUUUCAUUCCCAUGAUGGACUUAAGCAUAGAGGCUGAAGGGUAAAGUUUUGAAAUAGUCAUUUUGAAGUAAUUUAGAAUGGCUCCAGCUAGCAAGGCUGAUAAAAAGGCUGCAGUGGAUGCAGCUGCAUGGACUUUUAACGUUGUCACUUCUGUUGGAAUUAUUAUUGUCAACAAAGCCUUAAUGGCCAAUUAUGACUUCAGUUAUGCUACAACUCUAACUGGUUUGCAUUUUGCUACCACAACCUUGUUGGCUUUUGUUCUAAGGUGGCUGGGAUACAUACAAGCGUCUCAUCUACCUUUCCCAGAGCUUUUGAAAUUUGUCUUCUUUGCAAACUUCUCAAUUGUUGGAAUGAAUGUUAGUCUAAUGUGGAAUUCAGUGGGAUUUUAUCAGAUUGCAAAGCUGAGUAUGAUUCCUGUGUCCUGCCUUUUGGAAGUGUUGUUUGACAAGAUUCGGUAUUCACGAGACACAAAGCUGAGUAUAGUAGUUGUUCUCUUGGGUGUUGGUGUUUGCACUAUCACCGAUGUAAGCGUGAAUGCCAAGGGCUUCAUUGCUGCUUUCAUUGCAGUCUGGAGCACUUCUCUGCAACAGUAUUAUGUACAUUACCUUCAAAGGAAGUAUUCACUUAGUUCUUUUAACCUACUUGGCCAUACUGCUCCAGCCCAGGCUGCUACAUUGCUGUUAGUUGGCCCAUUUUUGGAUUACUGGUUGACAAACAGAAGAGUUUACGCUUACAACUAUAAUAUAGUCUCUGUGAUGUUCAUUAUUCUGUCAUGCACCAUUGCGGUUGGGACCAACCUCAGCCAGUUCAUCUGCAUUGGCAGAUUCACAGCAGUGUCAUUUCAAGUACUUGGUCAUAUGAAGACAAUCCUUGUGUUGAUAAUGGGGUUCUUCUUCUUCGGGAGAGAGGGCCUGAAUCUACAGGUAAUUCUGGGCAUGGUCAUAGCCGUGGUCGGAAUGAUCUGGUACGGAAAUGCCUCAACCAAGCCUGGAGGAAAAGAGCGUUGGAGCAUUUCACUACCUACAAGUAGACAACAAAAACAUAGUAGUUUAUCAGAAUCCAGUGAACAUGAUCCAAAGGCCUAAGCAUUCAUGUCGGGUAAGUUAAAGCAUACAAGGGUAGCUAAUUCCAGGAACUCAUAAAUCAUUUGAGAGAAUAGAAAAGCUCAUGGUUUGAUGCUAAUUAAUCUCUUAUUUAUUCAAUUAUUUCUUGUUUUUCUUUUAUUAGAUCCUAUCAAGAGAAAGUAGAUUUUUUGCUUAGAGUUAGGCUGUACUUUUUUUUUUCUUGUUCAGGAAUAUAUACUAUGAUAAUUAUUCCUUUUUCUGUGUGAUCCUCAAAA
Hevea brasiliensis (rubber tree) is the source of this 1547-nucleotide messenger RNA. Its product is annotated as UDP-rhamnose/UDP-galactose transporter 6. The record is from RefSeq and is a predicted model, not a curated record. Lineage: Eukaryota; Viridiplantae; Streptophyta; Magnoliopsida; Malpighiales; Euphorbiaceae. Gene Ontology annotation, cellular component: Golgi apparatus. Bases 286 to 1293 code for a protein of 335 amino acids. Gene Ontology annotation, molecular function: UDP-galactose transmembrane transporter activity; antiporter activity. The transcript has 6 exons.